Austrofundulus limnaeus is the source of this 4252-nucleotide messenger RNA. Its product is annotated as BRCA1 DNA repair associated. Gene Ontology annotation, cellular component: BRCA1-BARD1 complex; BRCA1-A complex. The record is from RefSeq and is a predicted model, not a curated record. Gene Ontology annotation, molecular function: metal ion binding; ubiquitin-protein transferase activity. Gene Ontology annotation, biological process: chordate embryonic development; sex-chromosome dosage compensation; double-strand break repair via homologous recombination. NCBI's taxonomy places the organism in Eukaryota, Metazoa, Chordata, Actinopteri, Cyprinodontiformes, Rivulidae.
AAGAAGAGGAGAUGCGGGAAAACUAAAGCGGAUGAGCCUUUAGUAAUCACCAUGAAAAACCCAAAAGCCUCAGAUGUUAAAAAGGGGAUUACAGCCCUAUGGGAGACUCUGCAAUGUCCUAUAUGCUUGGAUAUAAUGACAAUACCAAUAUCUACCAAGUGUGAUCAUCAGUUUUGCAAGUUUUGUAUAAUGAAACUUUUGGAUGGCUCCAAACAAAGCAAAGCUAACUGUCCUGUGUGUAAAUCCAAGAUAACCAAAAGAGGUUUGCAGGAGAGUCCUGGGUUUCAGAGACUUGUUACAGGGCUGCAGGACAUGAUAAAAGCAUAUGAGAAUGACACUGGAACAAACUACUUCACUGGAAUGUCCCAACAGAGAGGAGACUCCAGAGUCAAAAAUGUGGACGUAACUGAAAAACCUUGCAACAUAUUAUCUGGCAACACAUUUAAUAUUGACCUGGGCAACAUGGAACAGAACGACAGGGAUGUUCCUCUGAAGUCCAUCUCCUCAACUGUAGAAGCUCAGAAUGGAUUUGCACAAGUCAUGGACCUGGAAGAUUCAUCUCCUUUUAUGACAGAAAAUGAAGGCCUGGAUAGCGGCCUCGGUGAUGGCCCACCAAUGUCUGAAAAUAAAAUGUCGAGCACUACAGACAAUUUGGAACCAGAAACAACAAACAUUAGGGAAAAACCAACACACGGGAGUAAAAGCAAAAAGAAAUCUGCCAAACUGGAAGCCCCAGCUCAAGAAGAGACCGAACGCAGACUUUUAAGAAAGUCCUCAAGAACGAAGCGGAAAACUGAUUUAGAGUCCGACAGGAUUUUUGAGCAGAAAAAGAAGAAAAGUUUAGAGAAAGUUGCAGAGUGGCUCAUGAAAGUUCCAGCUGAAACUGAGUUGGAGAAACCUCUGGAAAAGGCACAUGACUCGGAUAGCUACUCGUCCACGUCAACUCUGGAUGUUGAACCACACAGUUUUGAGUUGAAUCCUAGGAAAGAAGAUCAUGCCAAAGCCCUAGAAGAACAGGUUUUUGGUGCGGUCUACAAACGAAAAAGUAAGGGUUUUGAUCCCCCGACAGCUGCAGAGGUACUGUCCCACAAAAGAGUUUCCAAACUGAGGAAGAAAAAGCAUACAACUCUUUCUAAAGAACAGCAAGGGAUAGAAAAUAAAGACGACACCAGCAGUGACUUUUUUAAAGAAGUCGAACAGAUGAAAGCUGGGCAUAAUUGUGAUAUGACUAAAAAUGUCGAAGAGUUUAACCAAAUAUCUGUAAAUGACAAAAACGAAGAACAUGAUGUUACCUGUCCUGUGUCAGAUGUUAUACAACAGCAACUUGAAACAGUUACUAAGAAAAUAACUAGUAAAACUGUGCAACAAGUUGACAGUGACUUGCAAGAUCAAGGUCAGGUAAAUUUAAAGAGUCCAGCGCAGAAAAAAGCAGCUUGUAGUAACAGUAAAACCACAAGAUUGGACAAAAAGAAGCUCAAAAAAUGUGCAAAGCCUCUUGUUUUGGUUGGAGUUCAGAACAGGGAGACCAGUUCUAAGCUCAGAGAAAGAUCAGAAGAAGUUCAAGUACAAAUUGAGAAUUAUCAGAGCAGUGAAGACCAAGAAACCCCUGUCUUUAGGAGGACCAGGAGUAAAAAACUUCAGCUUUGUGUAGAAGAAGUCCAGGGAAGUCACAAGAAAGCAACUCUGAAACCCUGUGUGCCCAAAAAGGACAGAAAUGUUACAAAGUCAUCUGAAGUCACUAAAGGUAAAACACUGAACUUCGCACCAAAUGCCACUAAAACAAAUGGAUGUGUUUAUGAUCAAGACAUUGGAGGCAUUGAAAACCUGGAGUCCAGUAAGAAAACCUUUCAUUUGGCACAAGCUGAAAAGGAAAAGCCACAUCCUGAAACUCUCUUUGAAGUUGUUGCAGAGUCUCGUGCUGACACAUCUGACGCAUCUGUGAUAGCGCCAACAUAUGAAAACGACAAGCCAGCAAAUAGUCCUCCCAAUGAAGUUCAGCAGGAACCCCCGGUUAUCGAGGCUAAAUGUGCCCAGACAGAAAGCGAAGCAAAUGACAGUGAGCUGGACACGGAGCAACUUCUCAGGAGCUUUAAAGCUGCUAAAAGAAAAUCUUUUCAUCUUGGGGACACAAAUCUAAAGAGGAGUCGUUUGUCAGACAAAGGAACUGUGAAUGGGACCGAAGCAGAAGGUGGCAUUGAAACUUCACAAAAGCAGAUGUGUAGMGAAAUAGUCAAGGGCUCUAAAAAUGCGGACGAAUCGUCUUGCAGUGAUUUAAUUCCUCCUUCCAACUCACCCUUCCAAAGGAAAACUGCUGUGGAUAAACCACAUCACCCUGUGGUAGAAGCAUCGUUCCCUGAUAGUAGCUACUCUGUUGGUCUCAGUCCCAAUAAAAUCUCAAAGCUUGACAGAGAAAGCCCUGUAGUCUCUCAGGUCGUAGAUUCUGGCCUCCAGUUCACAACUGUUGAACCUGAAGAGCCAAAUGAAGCCUCAAAGGACUCUCAGGUAAGAGAGGGUCAGCUUGAUUUUGGUAAAGCGACAGAGAUCGACCCAAAUGAACAUAACCUAAAUGCAGAGGCCUCUUUAACCCCUAAUGAUCUGAUGGCCCCAGCUCUACAGAAUACUUACAAAACAACCAGCAGCUGUAGUGGGGAGGUUAGCACCCAUUCUUCCAUUAAAUCCAACUUGAGGAAGAAGAGAACAGCUCAGAAGCUGGAGUCUUCAUCUGAGUCCAAUAGCAGUGGUUCCAAGGAGGAAUUACCAACUUUGACUCAACUCUUCGGAACAUCAACCCACCCACCUGCUGGAGUUGAAGACCAGGGAGGCUCCGGUGGCGAGAAGACGUGCAAGAGUGUUUGCGAUAAAACCGAUGGAGCAGAACCACAACGUUUUCCACCUACGUGUCCCAGUCCAGACGGUCUCAACUCUAGUCAAGCAUCUGUGGACUUGUUUGGCACACCAGAUGAAUGUGAUGUUCCAGAAAAUGACACUGGUCCCAUGGAAUCAUCUCAAUUCUCAAGUGAAGUCCUUGAGACACAGCAAAAAAUAGAGAUGCAGAAGGAGCUGGUGAGGCUGGGGAAACUGAUUUCUCUGGUGUCCGAGGUGCUUCAGGAGAAAGAAGGCAGUCCUGUGAGAGAAGGGCCCUCAGAAACACACCAGGGCUGUCAAAAUAMAAGCCCAGACAGUCACAGACCCCUCCUCCAUGAGCAGGAGCCAGACCAGGAUUUGUGCAGUAUCGGCWGUAAAAGACACAAACAUGUCUAAGACGCCUAAUUCGACCUCUGCAGCCAAAACCAUCAAAGGCUGUGAUUCCCCAUCAGAUGRGCAAGAGAACAAAGAAAAUAACAGUCCUCCGACUGAAAGGCGUAAUGUUAAGCUGGUUCUUGUAUCGUCUGGACUGGGCACCGCUGAGCAGAUAUUGGUGAAGAAGUUUGCCAAGAGAAUUGGGGCCCGUGUGGUUUCCCAAGUGACUCCAGAGGUGACUCAUAUCAUAAUGCGUACAGAUGAGCAGCUAGUGUGUGAGCGCACACUGAAAUACUUCCUUGGCAUCGCAGGCAGGAAGUGGGUGGUCAGCUUCCAGUGGAUUUCUGAAUGCUUCAAACAAAAGAAACUCCUUGAUGAGAGUCCAUUUGAAGUGAGAGGUGAUGUGGUGAAUGGGCCAAAUCACCAGGGUCCCUCAAGAGCUCGAAACACAGAAGCAAAUAAUCUCCUCAUGAAAGGCUACAAGAUCUGCUUCCAAGGACCUUUUACAGACAUGUCUACAGAUGAAUUGGAGUGGAUGGUUGAGCUCUGUGGAGCAGCUGUAGUUAAAGAUCCACUUCUCCUUGACAGCAAACAGACCUCUCCAGAAAAGCCACAGUUGUGACCCGCGGUUGGCUGUUGGACACCGUGGCGACGUACACCCUGCAAAACUUCAACAACUACACGUGAAGAAGACCCACGUCCUCACGGUCCUCUCGUGGUUCAUUUAACGGUUCAUUUUUCUUAAAGUUCACUUCUUAAACCAAACCUGUCUGUUCUUGUGAAAUAUGUCUGUAUAUGAUGUGCAUAAAGUUUAAUCCAUAACAAACACUAGAGGGUUUUUUGUUUUGUUUUGUUUGUUUUAUUACAAAGAAGUGUCUGCAUUCAGCCAAAUGCAGACUCGAUAAAAACAGCUGUCUUCUUUCUUCUCCUGUUUUCCUUUCCUGUGUUUCCUUUUCUGUCACUAUUAUCACUGUUCUUUUCUGUGAAGAAUAAAGUAAACCUCCUGAUCAUA